CUAGACCGCAUGGAUGAUAGAUCAUCCUCCUGAGCAGUCCUCUCUCGCCCAACGACGAUGAAGUCAUAGCGAAUCGCUUGCUCUUCGCUGACGCCUGCUCUGUAGGGCUGAUGCUGCGCACUGGGUCCUGGCCAUUGGACCCCGGAUUGACUUUCAAGAGAUAAAUAACCGGUGGAUUCCACCGCUUCGGUGGGUUUCGUUUCUCAUUUUUUUUUCCCUCCCAGAAUUGCCGAUACCCGACUACCACCACAACAAUAUUAUAAUCCUUACUGCCGUCACGCCCCUCCUUUUCAACACUCACAUUCACCCGCAUUCACUCAUCACAUUUUCACCAUGUUCAACUGGUUCAAGUCGUCCAACAAGGAGUCCGCUCCCACCCAGCAGCCCACCUGGGAUGCCAACACCGUGACCAUGCAGCAGCCCUCGGGCCCUGAGGCCCCUGUCACCGAGCGGGUCGUCACCGGCCAGCCCAACCAGCCCGAACAGAUGCAAAUGAGCCUCCGUGGUGGUGGUGAGGGCGAAGACGUCUGCUGUGGAGUCUGCGCCGGUCUCUGCUGCUUCGAAUGCUGCGAGUGCUGCUGCUAGACACGAUAAAACCGUCGUCGACAUGCGGAUAGAAUAUUCCCCUAAUGUCCCACGAUCUCAUCACAAAGGGGUAUGACGACUGAUGACCGGAUCAUCAGGAGUCGCGCGUGUUUUGUUUAUACUAUACCGGAGAAGAAGGGCGCCCGUGGUUGUGUAUAUUCUAAUAUAUCAUGAUAUAUAUUAAUGCAGUCUAUGCUUUAUGA
Molecule: messenger RNA, 788 nt
Organism: Aspergillus japonicus CBS 114.51
Lineage: Eukaryota; Fungi; Ascomycota; Eurotiomycetes; Eurotiales; Aspergillaceae
Exons: 3
Coding region: 334-585 (83 amino acids)
Source: RefSeq, a predicted model, not a curated record